This is a messenger RNA of Mercenaria mercenaria, 4274 nucleotides long. Its product is annotated as autophagy-related protein 101-like. Lineage: Eukaryota; Metazoa; Mollusca; Bivalvia; Venerida; Veneridae. Bases 162 to 821 code for a protein of 219 amino acids. The transcript is spliced from 8 exons. Gene Ontology annotation, biological process: autophagy; autophagosome assembly. Gene Ontology annotation, cellular component: phagophore assembly site. The record is from RefSeq and is a predicted model, not a curated record.
UAAAAUAUAUCGAAUUACGACAUAUAAAAGUCGAUCAGCUGAGAAAAAAAUAACAAAGAAACUCCGUCAUCUCAAAAAUUGUUAUUCUUCCUUUUGUACAAAUUGAAACGGAAAAGUAAUGAGGAAGAAGGCUUGAAAAAGGGCUUUCAAAUGAACAGAUAAUGAACGCUAGAUCCCAUGUAUUUGAACUGUCUGUAGAAGGACGUCAAAUAGAAGAAGUUGUAUCUAGUAUAUUUCACAGUUUGAUUCUGCAUAGGACUUUAGGAAAGUUCCAUUACAAACAAGAGGGUAGUUACUCUGUUGGAACGUUGGGAUUUGUUGACGAGGACUGUGAUUUCAUAGACUUCACUUACGUACGUGUAGCAUCUGAUGUAUUAACAAGCAAUGUGAGAAGAGAGAUUAUAACUUUCAGAGAUGCACUUCAACAGGUGGCAAGCCCAAGCGAGUCGGGACAGAUCUCGCUAGAAUUUUUCCAGAGGAAGCGAGCGCGAUGGCCAUUUCCAGCAGAAUGUAUACCGUGGGAGGUGUGGACAGUAAAACUUGAUGUGAUUACACUGAGCAAUGAACACGAGAGGCAGAUAUGCAGAGAGAGGGUAGGAGAAAUGUUGACAGAGAAAAUACUGUAUAUAGCAGACAUCAUGAACAGGCACGAGUAUGUGCCGAAAAUGCCGAACCAAUCUGAAGUUGAUCUCAUUUUUGAUACGUCAUAUGUGGAUGUACAGCCAUACUUACAUAGGAUUACACAUCAGAUAAAUGGCCCGUCUUCCAGUUCCGUUUCCACGACGAUGAGAAAGUUCAUCAAGGACACACUGGCGUUAUGACGACGGCUAAAUAUGUAGUUGCCUAUUGUUCAAUGUGCUUCUUCAAAUAUUUUUUUUUAUCAUGUGUCAAAAAUAAAUGAAUAUGUAUAAAUGAACGUCAAUAAUGUAUUAUUGAAGUCAUGUUGAAUAAAAGGGUAUUAGCUGUUUAGUGAUGAAAUAGAAAAAAACGUAAAUUUUGUGUUUACGGUUUCGGUAAAGUAGCUUUUAUAUAUAUGUAUUAGAAAUAUUAGAUGUAAAUGAGCCACACCAUGAGAAAAUCAACAUAGUGCGUUUGCGACCAGGUGGGACCCAGACCAGCCUGCACAUCCGCGUAGUCUGGUCAGGAUCCAUGCUGUUCGCUUUCAAAGCCUAUUGAAUUAGAGAAACUGUUAGCAAACAGCAUAGAUCCUGACCAGACUGCAUGGAUGCGCAGGCUGGUCUGGAUCCAUGCUGGUCGCAAAUGCACUAUGUUGGUUUUCGCGUGGUGCUGCUGAAAUAUAAAUUGCUUCAUGACAUUAUCAAAGUAUAAUGUUUCCUUUAGUAGUAUUGUCUAGAUUUGUGAUGUAUCAAAUGAAUAGGAAAGUAAUGACAGUUUUUAUUAAAUAUUUUUCAGUGAAUUAUUGGAAUAUUAGAGAGAAAUGUGUAUGAUAAUUUCACAUUGAAAAAUAUAUUUGAAGUUUUACAUUGUGUAAAAAAAUAUCAAAUGUAUUACUGAAAGGUGUAAAACUACAAAAUAGUAAAAUUUGGUUAAAAUCAUUGAAAAGAUGUGAAAUGAAAAGACAUUUUGUUAGUAUCAAUGUGUGAUUGAAAUAUUUUUCCUUGUAAACCCAAGAUUUUACAUUUUCACUCUUUGCUGUACCCCACUUGAAUAUAUUGAACUGAAACAAAAAGAUAUCCUCAAUCCUGAUGAAUGAAGUGCUUGAAAAAAUUACUCUUUUGUUAUGUUUGAGGUGGUUAUUGUCAAACCUGUAUUCAGCAGCCAGCUGAAAAAUCAGAUUGAAAUUGGAACAAAAAACUCUGAGAAGUUAGCUGAUUGGCUGCUUAAUGCAAGUGGUUGCUUAAAAUACAUGGACCUCUAAAAUAGGUCUGAAAAUAUUUUUAUAAAUUGCAUUAUUUUCCAUAUUAAAUAAGAUUAAUAAAUAUUUAUUUGAUGAUGAAACAGAAUCAUUACAAUUUGUUUUGCAGUGGACAGCAUGUUUUUGUAUGUUAUGAAUGAUGUUUUUAAAGUUACUGUUAAAAUAGAUUUACUAUCACUUUCAUUUCACCUGUAGAUGACUGUGCCUGUCACAAAGAAUAUGCAAGAUGCUGUUUUUUUUUUCUCAUAAAAAGCUUGCAUUUAUAGAUGCUAAAUAUAGGUGUAAUUUUGACCGUAUAAUCAGUCUGUUACUCAUUCCCGAAAUGAAGUUGAUAUGAAAGUUACCAAACUUAAGAUUUGAGUUGACGGAUGCGAGCAUUAUGUUUGAAAUAAACAUCUUGCUGUUGUUCAUUUACUUACUGACUUAUUGAUGUUACAGGGUUACAUGAAUUGUAUUUACUGUUAUGAAAUAUGUACUGAAAAGUAAGAAAUAUUUUUUAAGGAUGUUUAUACAUAAAAUGUAUUCUUAUUUUAAUGUAAUUCCUUGUGAAAACUCAUACCUUAAUCAUUAAUAUGCCUGUAAUGGGAAAACAUUAAUAUGCCUAUAAUGGGAAAACAUGGCUUUGGUGAAAAUUAAACACCACACUGUUUGACUGCUUUUAAAUCUCAGAAAAUGUUGCUUAUGCCAAGUUAACUUACAUUAAUACAGUAGUAUCUUAAAUUCUUAAAUGUACUGGACAGAAAUGCAUGGGGUUACUGUGAAAAAGAGACAUUUGGGGAGGGGAUCAUGGGGGUAGGGUUCUGAAGCUCAGAGGGUCUGAGCCGUGCUUUAUCAUAAAACAAAAUUGCUAGUGCUUCUGGUUUGAGAUUUCAAAAUGAUAUAUUGAUGCACCUUUGUAAACCAAGGCUUACAUUACAUGAAGAAGUAUGGUCUAUUGUAGUUGGUUGUUUUAUUUCAAGUUUUCUAGCAGUAUGUUUUGUGAAUUUUACAAUUGGUAUAAACAUGACAGUUUUCUUUGGGUGAUCAUUUUUUUUUGUAAUAGGACAUUCAUAAAUUUGAUAUUGUAAAAGUAACUGCAAUUUGAAUGGCCAGUAGCCUAGGUCACACCUAGAGUUUUAGAUAAGAAUGUUCACAGUUUGGUUUUUAUUUGUCCUUGUAUGCUGUUCCUGCCUUCCCUAGAAAAAUAAUGUGCUUAAGAGGUAUUUUUUAUAAACAUGCUUACAGAGAAACUUGCCAUCUGUAAUAAGAAUUUAAGGCUAUUUAACAUAGUUUUGUACAAAAUGGUGAUAUAGUUGGAUGAGUACCCAGUUGAAAAGCAUAUUAGUUAAUAUGGGAAUUAGUACUCAAAAAAAAAAAAAGUGUGUCAUCUGAUAUUAUUGAAUACAAUACUGAAAUAUAUUGUACAGUCAAAUGGUGCAAAUGUGAAUCACUGAUUGGAAGAGAAAAAUAGGUAUAAAAUAACUAUAUGUUAAUCUACGGUAAAUUUCUGUAAUAUGUGGGUUCCAUGUUGUUUAGUCGAUGUACGCUGUUUUUUAAUUUGCCUCAGGGAUUAGAAGUGUAUGCUAAUUUUGCAAAAAAGGUAAUUAAUAGGGUUUGCUAAUUUAUCAAGAAGGUUUUGUGAAGGCUUACUUUUUUUAGCAUUGUAUAAAUGUAUUUAUACUCUCCAGUUUUCUCCAUUUUGGCAAGCAGUUUGGUUGGUUACUAUUAAAUUUUUUACAGGCACAUAUUGAAAACUGCCAGCAUAAACAUGUAACAUUGCAAAGCAGUUUAAAAAGAAUUUAUAGCAAGGUUGCGAUUUCAUACUUGCGUAUGUCUAUGCAUAUUAAAAUUAGGGUCUGAUUAAAUGUGUUUGAUAAAUUAAAAUUUAAUCAAGUUGCUUACUACUGGUAAAUCUAUAUGUUUGAAACUUUAGUUUUUAUAUUUUUCAAGUACGCUGGAGCAAGUUCUACCAAAAACUACAAAAGUGUCUGAUUUAAUAUCUCUGGUGCUUAUGAAAUAAAGAAUGAAAUGUUUCAAAUUUGCGUACAGUAACAAAUCAUCCCUAUAUGUGUAAAAUUGUAACAUCCCAUAUGAUUAGACCUCAGUUGAAAAAUUCCAAUACAGUCCAUGUUGUCAGUAGAGAAUUUGCAGAAAAGUUUUAUAUUUAUGUUGUAAGUGCUGUAAAUAUUUAUUAACAACGCCUGUAAAUAGUGUAACAUAUAACCUUGGAUAUUGUUUGACAAAUGUUAGAAUUUAAAGAUGUUAAAAACUUGUGAUUGUGUUUAUUUAUCCCAUUAUGUUUUGAUAUAUAUGUGUUGUUUUUAAUAAUGCUUUCACUGUUGCUUCGAACAUUUUCAUUAUGGAUCAUAGUUCAAUUUGUGACAAAAAUGGUGAUAAUAAAUUAUAGUAAAAACUGAAA